This is a messenger RNA of Arabidopsis lyrata subsp. lyrata, 716 nucleotides long. Its product is annotated as gibberellin-regulated protein 4. The transcript is spliced from 4 exons. The coding region runs from base 209 to 529 and encodes 106 amino acids. The record is from RefSeq and is a predicted model, not a curated record. Lineage: Eukaryota; Viridiplantae; Streptophyta; Magnoliopsida; Brassicales; Brassicaceae.
AACAAUAUGUGUUGCCACAGGGAAUAAUUGAUACGAGCAACCAACUAUGUGUAUAUAUAGCUUAUAUGCAACAUCCUAGGGUCCUCAACCAAAACUCCUCUCUCAGCACACUUCUUUUCAUACCUCAAACAAAAAAAGAUACCAAAACUAGUUUGAGGAGAUUGAGAGGAGUGUUUGGUUCUUUGGAUAACAAUAUCCUAAACAGAAAAUGGCUAAGUCAUGUGGAGCUAUCUUCCUCCUGGCCCUCAUUGUCCUCUUCAUGCUUCAAACCAUUGUUAUGGCCUCAAGUGGAUCUAAUGUGAAUUGGAGCCAGAAACGUUAUGGAACAGGAAGCCUGAAACGUUACCAAUGCCCAUCGGAAUGCGAUAGGAGGUGUAAAAAGACACAGUACCACAAGGCUUGCAUUACGUUCUGCAACAAAUGCUGCAGAAAGUGUCUCUGUGUGCCUCCGGGUUACUAUGGGAACAAACAAGUUUGCUCUUGCUACAACAACUGGAAAACUCAAGAGGGUGGACCAAAAUGCCCUUGAAAUAAUCUCACUUAUCGUUCCUCUUUUUUUUUAAUAAAAAUGUCAACUAUAACUAAAUCUCCUUUGAUGAAUGUUUUUCCUUAAUGUUUUAAUCUACUUUAUUCGGAAUGUUGUAAUGUUAUGUCACUCCUUUUGUUCUAAAUCCUAAAAAAAUGAGAGUGGCCUAUGAAUGAUUUUUUCAUGAAUA